UCAAAAGGGUUGUAAGUCAAACUUGUUCCCUCUCUGAUAUAAACACACUCUCCUUUGUCGAGCAAUCUUCCCCAUUUCCCAACUCAUCAUCGCAGCUUCGUUCUCCUAAUUGAAGAUAUCUUCAUAUCAAUAGUCUUUAGUCAUCGACCGCAGCAAGCACAUACCAGAGCACUCCGAUGGAUAUGAUGAUCAGGGUAUUCCUGAUAUGCACACUGUUCUUCCCUUCUUCAGCACACUCCAGGAAGCAUAUCAAUGACAUUGACCGGUGGUGUAAAGACACGCCACACCCGGAGCCGUGCAAAUAUUUUGUUGGUAAUAGUCGCCACCACCGCUCGCCUCCGAAGGACCAAUCGGAGUUUCGCCAGAUAAUGGUUGAUGUGAGCAUGGACCAAGCCUUCAAUACACAGUGGCAUGUAUUGCAAUUUGGCGAGAAUUGCACGACUAAGAGGCAAAGGCAGGUAUGGUCCGUUUGCACGAAACUUUAUUACAACACGAUUUGGCAGCUCAACCGAACCGUGGAAGGCCUAGGAGGGGCACAUAAGAACUGCACCAACUUCGAUGCUCAAACCUGGCUCAGCACAGCUCUCACGAACAUUAGAGCGUGCCAAUUGGGAUUUCAAGAUCUCAAUGUUUCCGACUUCAUAUCUCCAGCCCUGUCGACCAAUUUAUCGCAGCUGAUCAGCAAUACUUUGGCGGUCAACAGGAUUUUGCUACAGAAUGAAGAACAAGAGAGUUAUGAAGGAGGAUUUCCUAGUUGGGUGUCUAGACAUGAUAGGAAACUACUGCAAUCUUCCACAAUAAAGGCUAAUCUUGUGGUGGCCAAAGAUGGCUCGGGGAAUUUCCAAACUGUCCAGGCAGCUCUAGAUGCAGCUGCAAAAAGGAGCUCCACAACUGCAAGAUUCAUCAUAUACGUAAAAAGAGGAGUCUACAGGGAAAACAUUGAGGUAGCUAAUAACAAUAACAAUAUCCUGAUGAUAGGUGAUGGCGUAAAGUACACCAUUAUCACGGGCAGUCGAAGUGCCGGAGGAGGUUACACUACAUAUAGUUCUGCAACGGCCGGUAUCGAUGGUGCUAAGUUUAUAGCUCGUGACAUUACGUUUGCCAACACUGCAGGUCCACAAAAGGGGCAAGCAGUUGCACUGCGAUCCGCAUCCGACCUCUCGGUGUUCUACCACUGUGCUUUCCAGGGAUACCAAGACACUCUAUGGGUGCUUUCGCAGCGGCAAUUUUACAAGUCCUGCUACAUUUUUGGCACCAUAGACUUCAUCUUUGGAAAUGCAGCAGUUGUCUUCCAAAAUUGCUAUAUCUACGCUAGGAAGCCAUUGCAUGGUCAAGCCAAUGUAAUAACGGCUCAAGGGCGCGACGACCCCAAUCAGAGCACGGGAAUUUCAAUCCACAAUUCACGAGUCCUGGCCACAUCCGACCUACUGCAAUCAACAGACAGUGUCCAAACAUACCUCGGACGGCCAUGGAUGCAAUACGCAAGGACAGUAUACUUGAAAACUUAUCUCGGCUCUUUAAUUAAUCCUGCAGGUUGGGUCACAUGGCAAGGUAGUAAUUCUGUUUGGAACACAUUGUACUUUGGCGAGUAUGCGAACUCUGGACCUGGAAGUUCGACCAAAAACAGAGUAACAUGGCCAGGUCAUCAUGUAAUUACAAGUGCCACCGUUGCUUCGAGUUACACCGUGCAAAAGUUCAUAGCUGGCACAUCAUGGUUACCAGCGACCGGUGUGCCAUUCACUUCCGGAUUGUGACCAUGUAUUCGUGUUUAUGAUACAUGAUCAUUGGUUCUUGUUUGUAUAUCGUGCUGCCUUUUAAAAUUUUUGUGCGAACUAUUAUCAA
This is a messenger RNA of Eucalyptus grandis, 1842 nucleotides long. Its product is annotated as probable pectinesterase/pectinesterase inhibitor 59. Lineage: Eukaryota; Viridiplantae; Streptophyta; Magnoliopsida; Myrtales; Myrtaceae. The transcript has 2 exons. Gene Ontology annotation, molecular function: pectinesterase activity; pectinesterase inhibitor activity. The record is from RefSeq and is a predicted model, not a curated record. Bases 177 to 1754 code for a protein of 525 amino acids. Gene Ontology annotation, biological process: cell wall modification.